CUCCGACCACCACCACCAUUACUCCACCUCUCUCCUCCGAUCUCUUAUCUCUUUCUCUCAUUGACUCUGAUCACCUCAUAUCCCUCACAAUGAACCCCUCUCGCCCGCUGCAGCGAGUGAGCCGCAUAUUCAGCCGCCCAUCGGCCAUCCCGGCCCUGUCGCGGAGCUUCACCAGCUCCAUCCCGUCGCUAUCAUCGUCAUCAAUUGCCCGACCUACGCGUGGAUGGACGCCUACACCGUUUGUCACAGAGACAGUAGGCGGCGGUUGGCACACAUAUGACAUCUUCUCCCGCCUCCUGAAAGAGCGCAUCAUCUGCCUCAACGGCGAAGUCGACGAAACCAUGUCGGCGUCUAUCGUGGCGCAACUAUUGUUUCUCGAAGCCGAUAACCCUCAGAAGCCGAUCCACCUAUACAUUAACUCGCCAGGAGGGUCUGUUACAGCUGGCCUAGCAAUCUAUGACACAAUGAGCUAUAUCGCCAGUCCCGUCUCCACCAUCUGCGUCGGCCAAGCGGCCUCAAUGGGCUCCCUACUGCUCUGCGGCGGCCACCCGGGGAAACGCUACUGUCUCCCGCACUCGUCGAUCAUGAUCCACCAGCCCUCGGGCGGCUACUUCGGACAGGCCAGCGACAUCGCCAUCCACGCCAAGGAGAUCCUGCGCGUGCGCAGCCAGCUCAACCGCAUCUACCAGCGCCAUCUGACGGGCAAAAAAGUGCUGUCGCUGGAUGAGAUCGAGAAGCUGAUGGAGCGGGAUUACUUUAUGGGGGCGGCAGAGGCGCUGGAGAUGGGGAUUGUGGAUGAGAUUUUGGAUCGGAGGGUGGGAAGUGGUGGUGGUGGUGGUGGUGAGAAGGGGGAGGGGAGUAGUGGUGAGGAGUAGAGAUACAGAGGGGAGAAACCGUAAAAUACCCUUUUUGUUGUUCUUUUGUUGUUGUAGCUGUAUGUGAUGAUGAUCAUCAUCUUAUGAUUGAUGAAACCAUGGGAAACGCUCCACUCCCAUCUUCUACUUAAAUAUACACAUUCUUU
This is a messenger RNA of Aspergillus saccharolyticus JOP 1030-1, 1021 nucleotides long. Its product is annotated as ATP-dependent Clp protease proteolytic subunit. Gene Ontology annotation, molecular function: serine-type endopeptidase activity; ATP-dependent peptidase activity; ATPase binding. Gene Ontology annotation, cellular component: endopeptidase Clp complex. The record is from RefSeq and is a predicted model, not a curated record. Bases 90 to 875 code for a protein of 261 amino acids. The transcript is spliced from 4 exons. Gene Ontology annotation, biological process: protein quality control for misfolded or incompletely synthesized proteins. NCBI's taxonomy places the organism in Eukaryota, Fungi, Ascomycota, Eurotiomycetes, Eurotiales, Aspergillaceae.